AUGGAGUGCUGGGUGACCGGAUGGGGUACAAGAUCUUCUGGAGGGAGUUUAGUUUCAUUAGGGGCCCUCCAGGAGGUCAUGGUUCCCCUGAUAGACCGUAAUACAUGUCAAGUAAUGUAUCACAAUGGGGGAAGUACUAGCAACAUCCAGUAUGAUCAGAUUUGUGCCGGCUACAAGGAUGGGUAUAAGGACUCCUGCCAGGGUGACUCAGGAGGACCUCUGGUGUGUAAGGUAUGGGGAGUCUGGUACCAGGCCGGAGUCGUAAGCUGGGGAUAUGGCUGCGCAAAACGAUAUUACCCUGGGGUGUACACCCUGUUGACUACAUACGAAAGCUGGAUCAGCAGCCAUCUGGAUUUAACCAUCAGUAAUGUCCUAAACAUCACCCCACCAAUUCUGGAAUGUGGAGGAGACUUCAAUAUCUAUGGAGGAAGCAUCCAUCUCUUACCUUUUCACUGGACCAUCUUAGUUAUAGCUGCUCUUCUGUCCUUUUUUCUAUAA
Messenger RNA from Staurois parvus, 498 nucleotides. The record is from the annotation of a GenBank genome assembly. Lineage: Eukaryota; Metazoa; Chordata; Amphibia; Anura; Ranidae.